GGAUGAACUUCGGGUGGACCGAGUCCGAGACGCCGAAGAGGGGACUCUCCCGCCUCUUCUCGAGGAGGAAGCCCAGCCAGGGCCACUCCGGGCGCACGCCGCUUGCCACGUUGGCGGCGCCCUCUCCUUCCUUCUUUGGUGGGAGGAGGAGGCGGACGAGCAGCGUGGAGGACGGCCUGGAGCUGGACGAGAUCUCUGAUGCCACCCAGCGCGGGCGGCCGCGGCGGCGCAAGAACCUGAGCUGCCUGGGCAUCUUCGCCUGCGGAUCCUCGGCUCUACCUCGAUCGGGCUCCCUGGAACCCGGGGACCCGGAACAGGCCCAGGCCAUCACCCCGGCGCCGGCUCCCUGUCGGGGAGCCUGGAGCGGCGCCCUGCCGGACCGGAAGCCUCGCGGGAGUCUGGUGGAGCAGCUGGGCUUCAAGAGCCGGGUGCUCCGGUGCAGCAGUGCUGGGAGUCUUUGUACUACCUCCAGGCGAGAGGCGCGGCGAGAGACCAGGGCAGAGACCUUGGCCACCCAAACAGACCAGCGCCGCUUGAAGCAUUUCAUCUUGUCGACACCUUGA
Symbiodinium necroappetens is the source of this 563-nucleotide messenger RNA. The record is from the annotation of a GenBank genome assembly. NCBI's taxonomy places the organism in Eukaryota, Dinophyceae, Suessiales, Symbiodiniaceae.